Messenger RNA from Gavialis gangeticus (Gharial), 4559 nucleotides. It is a transcript of the gene MAMDC4, whose product is annotated as MAM domain containing 4. The transcript has 29 exons. The record is from RefSeq and is a predicted model, not a curated record. Gene Ontology annotation, cellular component: membrane. The coding region runs from base 478 to 4125 and encodes 1215 amino acids. Lineage: Eukaryota; Metazoa; Chordata; Crocodylia; Gavialidae. Gene Ontology annotation, molecular function: protein binding.
GACUGUGGCUUUGGGGUCUCAAGGAUAGAAGAGGUUGUGAGAAGGUUCCUCAGGGCCCAGGCAAAACGUGUGCAAGUUCCCUGUGGGGGAGCCCAAGAAAAGCUUGUGCCCUUGCUCCUGCCCCUGCCUUGCCCCAGAAUGAGAUGGCUUUAUGGUCACUGCUGUCCAUGACUGGAGAUAAUGACUCUGUUGCAACCAAAUGACAAGACUUGUUUCCAGUCCUAACUGUCCUGGGCUGCAGUGUCAAAGUCACCGGGGAAAUUCUCUGCUAAUAAAACCUGCUUCCCUGGUGCUGUAACUGCACCGGGCGCACAAGCGCAGAGGCACAGAUAACAGUUGGGGCUGAAGUCCACUGCAGGUCAGGUCCUCAGGAGCACGUUCCAGCCUUUCCCUCUGCUGCUCGGCCCCUCCAGCAGCCGUCAGCCUCUCAGCCCCACGCCUUCGCCUUCGCCUUUGCAGGGACUGGUGGGCUAGGAGAUGCCUGGCAGCUUGUUUCUCUGGUGGGUUAUGGUGCUCUCAGCUGGGCCUCACCCUCUCGGCCAGUCCAUCUUCAUCAACAGAUGCUCCAGCCCUGCCAGGAAGGUGUGUGACUUUGUGUGCGACUGCAGGGACUGCUCAGAUGAGAACCAGUGCGGGUACCACAAAGAAUCCGCCACGCUGGGAACUCCCUUCACCUGUGACUUUGAAGAUGGCAACUGCGGCUGGCAGGAUGUGAGCACAUCAGCCUACAAAUGGGGCCGAAACCAUGCCAGCAUCUCCACAGAGAGGACAGGGCCCCACUCAGAUCACACCCGGAGCACUAAUUUGGGCUGGUACAUGGCAGCAGAGAUGAGCAGAGGGAAGUUGGCUGUCACCACUAGGUUAAGGUCCCCUGUGAUGCGACAGGCAGCAUCCACCUGUGAGAUCCACGCAUGGUAUCACCUGUGGGGAGCAGGUUUCAACGGAACGGCCCUGCCUGCUCUGCAGAUGGAGCUGACUCAUGAAAACGAGACGGUGACGCUGUGGCAGAGCCCGGAGAGCAUCGUCUAUGCCUGGAGGGAGCUGGUUGCAUACCCAGGCCGGGUCCCAGGGGAGUUCCAGAUAACCUUCUCCUCAACACAGAGCUUCUCGCAGCUGAGAGACCUGGCCAUUGAUGACAUCGAGUUCAGGAACUGUGGCCUUCCACAACUCAUGAGCCAAGCGUGUGGGCCAGAGGAGCAGAAAUGCCAACGUGGGUCGUGUGUGGGGAAGGACCGAUUCUGUGAUGGCAGUGAUGACUGCGGAGAUGGCUCAGAUGAGUCUGAGCUAGAGUGCAAAUCCUUCAGGGUCUGCUCCUUUGAGGCAGACCUGUGUGGCUGGAAAACUGUGCCCAGUCUCCUAACCUGGAACAGGAACACUGGCCUAGAUGUAGUGACUUUGCAUGGCCAGCCCACCCGGGACCACAGCAGCAACAGCAAGGCAGGCUAUUUCCUCCAUGUUAGUUACAACCAGACAGACCUGAUGAAAAACUUGGCCAGACUGACCAGUCCAGUCUUCCAGGCGACUGGGAACAGCUCCUGCUCUCUCGUGUUCUACUCCUACCUCUAUGGCUCGGCCACCAACAGCAUCAAUAUCUACUAUGUGGCCAAUUCUACCCAGACACUGGUGCGAGGCAGGACUGGGGACCUGGGCAAUUACUGGUUCAGGGAGAAAGUGGACUUCAACGUGAACAAGGACUUUGAGAUUGUCAUUGAAGGGGUAAUUGGAAUAGGGAAGAAGGGGCACAUUGCCUUGGAUGAUCUGAUUCUGUCUCCAGACUGCAAACAGGCAGCAGGCAAGCGAGCUGUUGUUGUCCCUGAAAUCAAUAGCUCCUGUAGCCCAGAGAAGUUCGUCUGUGAAGAUGGGGAAUGCAUCAGCCAGGAGUUUGCCUGUGACUUUGCAGUGGCAUGUAAAAAUAGCGCUGAUGAGAAGUUCUGUGGAGACACUGACUUUGAGGCUGGGUCUGGGGGCUGGAGGGACGUCAGUGUGGGUCAGCUGCAGUGGGUGACCAUGAGAGCCAGCGAGGCCCUGAGCCCUGGCACAGACCAUACCACCAAUACCUCUGCAGGCAGCUACCUGGCAAUGCAGCGUGCUCCAGGCCAGAUGGUGACAGCGGCAAAGGCACGCACGCCCCCGCUGGGCCCCUCCGGCCUGGCCUGCUCCCUUGAGAUGUUCUACUGGCUCCAGAGUGACCCCCAAGGAUUCAUUGCUGUCAGCACUGUGGAUCAUUCACUGCGCAUGCACCAGCUGGUCUGGUACAUGCAGGGCAAUGGCAGCAUGGAGUGGAAAAAAGUCACCGUUCCUCUUGGAGAGAGACCCAGACCCUUCCAGGUGGAGCUCAUUGGCUUGGUGAGUCCCCAAGGCCUUGCAGUACCAAGCGUGGCAAGUGUGGCUGUCGAUGAUGUGAAGUUUGUGAACUGCAACCCUCAUGUUGUGCCCCCAGAGGCCAUAGAGCUGUCUUGCAACUUCGAGAAGGGCCUAGGUGGCUGGUACCAGGACGAGAAUGAUGACUUUGAAUGGGUGCGAGGCACCGGUCAGGGGCUGGGCUCUGACCACACCACGGGCCAUGGGUUUUUCAUGGCUAUGGAUCCUUCUGCUCAGGAGGCCCGAGGCCUCAGUGCCCGUCUCCUCACCUACCUCCUGGAUCCGGCUGCUGAAAUCCAGUGCUUCUUGUUCUGGUACCGCAUGGAUGGCCCCCAGAUUGGCACGUUGAACCUCAAGAUAAAGCAUGAUGGGGAGGCAGAGACAGUGCUCUGGACCAGAACAGGAGCACAGGGCAGUGCCUGGCACCUGGGAUCCGUAACGCUCCAUCACCAGCCCAAACAGAAAUACCAGCUGAUUUUCGAGGCUCUCCGUGAUGGGUACCUGGGGCACAUGGCCCUGGAUGACCUCUCAGUGAAGUCUGGCACCUGCAGGGCACAGGAGCACUGCUCGUUCGAGGCAAGUGCUUGUGGCUUCACUGCCAGUGGGGAGCAUUCAUGGGCAAGACAGAGCAAUGCCACCGGCACUGCAGUCACUGGCCCUUCCACCGACCACACCACAGGCACAGCCAGAGGGUACUAUAUGAUCAUCAAUACAAGCAAGAGCUCCCUGCCCCGUGCAGCCACCCUGGCCUCUGAGCUGUAUGUGCCCUUGACUCAUACCCAGUGCCUGACCUUCUGGUACCGCCUGAGCACAGACUCAGGUUCCCUGAACAUCUACAUGGAGGAACAGGGUGCACGGAGGCAGCUGUUCAGUGUGAGCUCAAUGCAGGGGGAUGCCUGGCACUAUGGCAGCGUGGCUGUCCAAGCGGAUGGGGCAUGGAAGGUGAUAUUUGAGGCGGUGGGUGCUGGCAGGGAACAGUCCUACAUUGCAUUAGAUGAUCUUCACCUGAAGGAUGGUAGCUGCCCGGAACCAGGUUCCUGUGACUUUGAGUUGGACACUUGUGGCUGGAGAACCUCCUCUGACCCCCAUCUGCAUGGCUUUGCCUGGGGCUGGAAGAGUGGGGCCAGCCCCUCAAAGUACCCAGGCCCCCAGGAGGACCACACGCUGGGCACCAAGGAAGGGCACUACACCUACUUUGAUGCCAGUGUGCUGGGCCCCGGGGGGAGCAGGGCCUUGCUGGUGAGCGAGCACCUGCCUGCUACCACGGGUGCCUGCCUCCAGUUCUGGUAUCACAUGGACUUCCUGGCACAUUUCUACAGCGGAGAGCUGAGGGUGAAGCUGUACAGCCCGGCAGGGCAGCUAAUGGUGUGGAGCACUGGAGGGCACCAGGGGCAAGGCUGGAAGAACAGGAUGAUCCCCCUGCAGAGCCCUGAGGAGUUCCAGAUUGUCUUUGAAGUGACUAAUGGAGCGUGGCCGAUCGGAGGGACCAUUGCCCUGGAUGAUGUCAAGUACAGGGAUGGGCAGGGUUGUGAUUUGGACCAGAUGCUCCCAGUGGAAGACAAGUCUUCUACCAAAAGCGUUUUAGCAGCAGUGGCAGCUGGCAGCAUCCUGGCCCUCACGGUCUUGAUUGCAUUAGCAGUGAGUCUACGCUAUUGGCUGAAGAAGAGUGCGUCUGUGAGUAGGACAGAGAACAGCAUCACCAGCCCAGGCUUUGACAACAUCACUUUCAGCGAUGAUAGCAUCACUAUAUCCCAUACGGCAUAAGGAAGGGGAAGAGAUGAACGAUUAAGCCAGUACUACCAGCUACUUGCCUGGUCUAGCCUCACACUCCUUUGAUUUCCAAGGCUGCUCUUGAACCUGAAGCAUUAUGCACACUGAAUUAAAUAGGAGCCACAUAUACUUGUCUCAGCUGCAGGGAAGUAGACAAGCACUGUAUUCUUCCCUGCCUUUUUGAACUGGGGAAGAACAUGACAACAAUGUUGUCCUGUAUAAAGUGGAUUUUCUGUAGCACAAUGAAGUAUUCUGCCAGUGUUGAUCAGCGUCUGUUACAGUAUUUGCUAAUGUGAAGAUCAAAAUUCCUCUAAACUAAAUCAGGACAUGCAUAAACAUCUUAUGUUUUUAUGGGUGGCUGGAUCUAUGCAGGUGUGAAUACAUGUUCAUUUCAUCUACACAGUUAUAAUGUGUUUGUUUUGGAGUAA